UUCGCGUCUCGCUAAGUCAGAGGAUAAAACCUCAUUUUCUUCAAGCUAGAAAAAAACUAAUCUAUGUUCCAUACAAAUUGAAAGCCCUUUUUGCCCGAAUAGUUUUUUUAAUGACACCAGAAUUUCAACUCGGGUUGUUUCAUGGCAAUUAUAAUUGCCGCAAUUUAAUUAUCUAAUAAUUUGAAGUCGGUCAUGGACGAAAAUUGCGUCGCCCCGCAAAAGCCCGCGGCCGGCGCAGCAGACGACGAGCAGCCCGCCCCCGGUGACGGGUGUGGCUGGCACUUCUGCUUCAGCGGGCGCUGCGUCCAGCAUUCUAGGACUGCCAAGUGGCUCCUCUUCUGGAUGUGCUGGGCUGCAGCCGUACAGGGUAUGGUCGUCAAUGGCUUCGUCAACGUCAACAUUACGACCAUCGAGAAGAGGUUCAACCUCAUGUCUGGGAGCACGGGUAUUAUCUCCGGGUCGUACGACGUGGCCUCAGUUCUGGUGUCUGUACCGGUCUCGUAUCUUGGAUCCAGACCUGGGUCUUCGAAGCCUCGAUGGUUGGGGGCGGGAUUGAUCAUCUUGGGCUUGGGGUCUUACAUGUUCAUGCUUCCCCAUCUGCUUGUUCCUCCCUACGAAGUCAGAGUCGACAAUGAUACGCUCGGUACCCAAACCAGCAGUCUCUGUCACGAACAAUUACGGACCAGCGAUACGUGCAACUCUACUUCUGAGGAGGAAGGGCUACCAAACUUCAUUUGGUUCUUUAUUACCGGACAAUAUUUGAUGGGGUUCGGGGCAGCGCCGAUCUACACGUUGGGGAUGGCCUUCAUAGACGAGUCUGUGUCACCCACUCAGUCUGCGUUCUACCUGGGUAUUUUCAGUACCAUGGCAAUGGUUGGCCCAGCCUUGGGAUAUGCCAUAGGAGGUCAGCUGCUCAGUGUUUACAUUGACGCUCCUGUGGUCAACGCUGCCGAGUUAGGACUGACGCCAGCAAGCAACCGCUGGCUAGGAGCCUGGUGGAUCAGCUUCCUUAUCACCGGGUCCUUAUCUCUGCUCGUGGCCAUACCCAUCCUCAUGAUCCCUGCCGAGGUCGACAAAACGGCUGCAUUCAAACGCUCAGAUCGCAAAUCGUUGCCCUCAAACGAAGACGAGGGCUCAAGCAGAGACUUCGAUACGUCUUCCGUAGACGCCAUACCGGCCUCAGGCGUCACCGCUUUCCGGCAGCUGGACGGGCUUUGGACUGCAUCCAAAUCCCUCUUAUCUUGCCUACCAUUUAUCUUUCUCUCUAUUGCCAAGUCUUGUGAGGGCUUCGUGCUCUCCGGUAUGGCGACAUUCUUGCCCAAAGUCUUGGAAACCCAGUUCUCUUUACCGGCCGGACUGGCAGCCACUGUUGUCGGAGCUUUAGCGAUAUCGGGUGGAGGUAGCGGCAUUCUGGCGGGAGGCUUGUUGAUCAAACGGCUGAAGAUGACCUGUGAGAACGUCAUCCGAUUGUGCUUCGUGGUCUCUUCGUUCUGCAUGUUCUCCGCUUUUAUUUUCUUCAUCCGUUGCCCCAAUGCAAAAUUUGCGGGACUCAACAUUGCAUACAACAGUUUAAGCUCCAUGUCGACGCCGGAGAUGGAGUCAAGCUGUAACCUGGACUGCGGGUGUAUAGACGUGGCCUUCAGCCCGGUGUGUGGUGCCAACAACGUCAUCUAUUACUCGCCCUGCCACGCCGGCUGCACGCACGCCUCUACGGGCGACCAAAAACAAAUUUUCAGCCGCUGUGUCUGCGUGGCUGAACUUCCGCAGCCGUUGAAUUCUCCUCAGUUGGACGGGCAUCCCGAGCUUGAGAUCGACCAAGCGGUGAUGAACGCGUGUCCCAGCAGCUGUGGCCUCCUAGGCCUCUUCCUCUUCUUGUGCCUCAUCCUAAUGUUCUUGUCCUUCCUCAUGGCCAUGCCGGUUGUCAACAGCACCAUGAGUGAAAAUUCUAAAUUUCACGCCUUCAAUCGCGAUAAUAAUGACCAAGCGUGUGAGCUGCGCAGGCGGACGUGCGGCGCUGCCGGGGCCUGCGUGGCGUACGACAACUUGGCCCUCGGCAGGUACUUAUUCGGCCUGACUUUCAUCGUGAAGAUCAUGACUACGUCGAGUCUGUUCCUCGCCUGGCGCACCUACGGAGGACGGUUGGAAUCGAGCGCAAGAAUAAAUGAUGCACGAACAAACAAUGCAAGAACAAACAAUGCAAGAACAAACGACGGAAAUACAAACAGCUGAAAGGAACACAACUCUGAAUUUUCCACAGCAAACGGGCGUUCAAACUGCGCGAUGUUGCGCAAUACAGAAGCCAGUUUCGUGGACUCUGAACAUUCUUCAGCAAACAGUUCUGUACCUGCUAUAAGAAUUCGGUUGAACUAUCUUAGCUAAGAGUAAAUGCUAGUCCCUGGUUCACGAGAAAAUGUUUCAUUGUUGGCAUGCUUACGAUGUUUGAGAGACAUUAUUGAUGAGUAAUUGUUAUCUAUGAGAUUGGUGCUCUCGAUAUGUAUUGAGGAGGAUACGAAUUUAAUUAUAUUUUAUAUAUGUUAAGAGAUACAUAUGCUCGCUGUGAUAUUGAUGAAUUAGACUAAUAAUUAGAUUUAAAAAGCAAACGUAUCAUAUAUAACCCAGAUUUUUACUCUAAUUUACAUAGUACAAGUAAUAGGUGAUUAUUUGAACAUUCCUAGUGCCGCACACUUGUGGUGGAUGGUUACAUGAACAUUCCUGGUGCUGCACACUUGUGGUGGAUGGUUAUUUGAACAUUCCUGGUGUCGCACACUUGUGGUGGAUGGUUACUUGGACAUUCAUUGAUCCGCACUUGUCGUGGAUGGUUUCUUUAACAUUCCUUGUGUUGCAAGCUUGUGGUGAAUGGUUAAUGGAACAUUCCUGUAGCUGCGAACUUGUAAUGGUAAGUUGCAAGUUGGUUACGUACAUGCAGUGAAGGUGUCUUUCUUAAUUUGAUUGACUAAUUAAGGUCAAGCUUGUUGAACAUCGGUCCAACCUUGGUCUGGCCACAAAGCGUAAUCGAUUUGUACCAAACAGAAAGUAGUUUCUUCUCGGAACAAACAUUUGUCGAGACUUGAAGUUUAACCAAAGCAAGUUUUUCUCGAUGAAUUAUACUGCAGCAAUUGCA
Molecule: messenger RNA, 3121 nt
Organism: Hyalella azteca
Lineage: Eukaryota; Metazoa; Arthropoda; Malacostraca; Amphipoda; Hyalellidae
Product: solute carrier organic anion transporter family member 4A1
Exons: 12
Coding region: 193-2229 (678 amino acids)
Biological process (GO): sodium-independent organic anion transport; transmembrane transport
Cellular component (GO): membrane
Molecular function (GO): protein binding
Source: RefSeq, a predicted model, not a curated record